CAGAUAUGACCAAGGGAUCCUAACUCGACCACGACACAAUAUACAUUACAAAGUCAUUAUUUCUCAACGAUUUUUGGAUUUGUCAAUAUCAAAAUGGGUAACAUCUCCUCUGCGCAAAGCUCAUCACCAUCUUUUCCGAUUGAUUCCGCCUUUGAACUUCCAUCUCCUUUGCCAUCGUGGCCUUCAGGAGAAGGAUUUGCAAAGGGGGUAAUAGAUUUGCGAGGUCUUGAAGUUUUCCAAAUAACAACGUUUAAAAAAGUAUGGACUGUAUACGAAGGAGGACAAGAUAAUCUUGGAGCCACUUUUUUUGAGCCGUCUUCAGUACCUGAAGGCUUCUCACUUCUCGGUUUCUACGCUCAACCCAAUAACCGCAAGCUUUUUGGAUGGACACUUGUCGGUAAAGACCUCUCCGGCGACUCUUUAAGACCUCCGGUAGAUUAUCUUCUUCUUUGGAGCGGCAAAUCUACAAAGGUAGAGAACAAUAGGGACCAAACUGGAUACUUUUGGCAGCCUGUACCUCCUGAUGGUUACAGUGCAGUGGGUCUAAUUGUAACCACCAAGGCUGAGAAGCCUCCUCUAGACAAGAUCCGUUGUGUCCGGUCUGAUCUAACGGAUCAAUCCGAGCCAGACGCUGUGAUAUGGGAAUCUAAUGGGUUUGGGGUUUCGAGUUCUAAGCCUGUCAACAGAGGAACACAAGCCCCUAGUGUAUGUGUUGGUACGUUCACUGCAAAUCCAACCCUAGCUUGUCUGAAGAACAACAAGUUCGACUUUUCUUGCAUGCCAAGCAAGGUCCAGAUCGAUGCUCUGUUUCAAGCUUACGCUCCUUUGAUCUACUUCCACAAAGAUGAGAAGUAUCUCCCAUCGUCUGUCAACUGGUUUUUCAGCAACGGUGCCUUGCUUUACAAGAAAGGCGACGAAUCAAACCCGGUGCCGGUCGAACCAAACGGCUCAAAUCUUCCUCAAGGUGAAGCCAACGAUGGUCUUUACUGGUUAGACCUACCAGUUGCUUCUGACGCAAGAAAACGAGUCCAAGGCGGAGAUUUACAGAGCAUGGAAGUUGAUCUUCACAUAAAACCUGUUUUUGGUGGAACAUUAACAGAUAUAGCUGUCUGGAUGUUUUAUCCAUUCAAUGGACCUUCACGAGCCAAGCUCAAGCUCGUGACAAUCCCGUUGGGGAGAAUAGGCGAACACAUUGGAGAUUGGGAACAUUUCACUCUCCGGAUAAGUAACUUCAACGGCAAGCUACAGAGGAUGUACCUCUCGCAACAUAGCAGAGGAAGCUGGAUUGAUGCUCCGGAGAUUGAGUUUCAGAGUGGUGGAAACAAACCAGUGGCUUACGCUUCUUUAAAUGGGCAUGCAAUGUACGCUAAACCAGGACUAGUGUUGCAAGGCAGAGACGAUGUAGGGAUUAGGAACGAUACAGGAAAGAGUGAAAAGGUGUUUGAUACUGCGGUUAGGUUUAGGGUUGUUUCGGCUGAGUAUAUGAAAGAAGUGGAGGAGCCGGUGUGGUUGAACUAUAUGAGACAUUGGGGACCAAAGAUUGAUUAUGGUCGUGAAGAUGAGAUUAGAAGUGUGGAGAAGAUUGUUGUUGGAGAGAGUCUGAAGAAUCUGUUCAGGAAUGUGAUUAACGGAUUGCCUAAUGAGGUUUUCGGAGAGGACGGACCUACGGGUCCGAAGCUGAAGAGGAACUGGUUAGGUGACGAAGAUUGAAUCUCUUCAUGUUGUUUCUUUUUCAUUUUAAUGUUUGGUUUUGUGAAUCUAUUGUUAUCUCUGUCUUUGUCAAUUUGGGGUAGAUACAAUCA
Molecule: messenger RNA, 1802 nt
Organism: Raphanus sativus (radish)
Lineage: Eukaryota; Viridiplantae; Streptophyta; Magnoliopsida; Brassicales; Brassicaceae
Exons: 2
Coding region: 94-1710 (538 amino acids)
Source: RefSeq, a predicted model, not a curated record